AUGCGACAUUUAUUACUUCUUAUUUCAUGGCUAUUCUGCAUGAUUCCCUGGAGUAACUGCGCUCCAUUAGACUCAUGUUCACGUGUUGAUUCCUGCUUAAAAUGUGUGAACUCUACUGGAUUCGGAUACAGGUGCCAGUGGUGUUCCACUUCGAAUACUUGUGCUUCUGAGCAGACUACAACGAAUAAUUGCCACGUGGAUGAUUGGACACUUCACGAAUACAAUUGUCCGAUGGAUGUUUCAAAUGUUAAAUAUGAUGAAUCGUUCAUGAGAGAAACCGUACUCCCGUUGAUUGCUGCCACACAUGCACCCAGUUACCAGAAGCUUUCUCGAUCCCUGGACACUUGUUUUGGAGAAGACGACAACAUUGAAAUAAUCAAUGCAUAUGAAAUUUACUGUGACGAGACUGAAAUUACGACAUGUUUUGCAUACAGUGCUUAUCUCAAAGACCGAAAUGCAAUGGUUCUGGUGUUCAGAGGAACGACUACACUGUUUCAGUUGAUUGAUGAGGGAAUUUCAUUCUUCCUACAUCCAAAAGUUCAAUUUAAUGUGACAAAAGGAGUUGUUGAUGGAUAUUAUUUGAAUGCAUUCUAUUCUUUAUGGGAGAAGGGAAUUCAGAAGGACGUGGAAAAGAUUCUGAAUGAAAAACAAGACAUGAAGAUGUGGUUCUUCGGGCAUUCUCUUGGUGGAGGUUUGGCUUCGAUAGCUUCUUCCUACGUGGCAAAAACCUAUGGUAUCGAUGGAUCUCGUACGAAACUUGUGACUUUCGGGAUGCCACGUAUUGGAGAUAUUGAUUUGGCAGAAGCACAUGACGAGUUGGUUCCAGAUUCGUGGAGAAUUGAACAUAGUAAAGAUCCGAUUCCGGCACUUCCACCAAGAACAUUCCCAGAUGAGAUUGAUAAAGGAUCAUUUCAUCACAAUACAGAGAUCUGGUACCCUCAAGGAAUGGCUCUCGGAGCAAACUUCAAAAUAGGAUCAGCUCCUGAUACUACAGUAGGGCGCAGUGUAUUUCCAUUCAAUAUCGAGGAUCAUUUCACUUAUUUCAAUGUUUACUUAGAAUCUUGGUAUCUGAAGGGAUGCAAUAAAGAAGAUGUAGCUCCGUGA
Messenger RNA from Caenorhabditis remanei, 1104 nucleotides. RefSeq lists its product as uncharacterized. The transcript is spliced from 5 exons. Gene Ontology annotation, biological process: lipid metabolic process. The record is from RefSeq and is a predicted model, not a curated record. Lineage: Eukaryota; Metazoa; Nematoda; Chromadorea; Rhabditida; Rhabditidae. The coding region runs from base 1 to 1104 and encodes 367 amino acids.